GCCAGUUCUAUACUUCUUCUGCUUAAAAUAUCCUCAUUCUGCCAUUCUCCUAUGCUCUGAUAGUAGUUCUUUUUAUUUUAGUUAGAAUUUUUCUAUCUUUUCUUUUGAUUUCACAGGGACUAGCAGAGUCGAUUUCAGAAUUACAGAUAAUCUGAUGCUGACCAGCAGAGAGUAAAAUGGUGCACCAGCCCACCACCAGCUUCUGUCCUGGACAAACGGCGAGCAGCUCACCCAUCUGUGGAGCCAGGCUGGCUGCCGCACCGGGCACCAACGUGGAAGGAAGGUUUGUGGAUUCAACUGUAAAACUUACUGAGAGGGUGAAACUGGAAUGCAUAUAUCCCAAAAAAGCCACGAUAAUCCAGACAUCCUGGAUGAAACUUAAUGUAACUCAUAAAGAAAAUAUAGCUGUCUUGCAUCCAAUGUACGGCAUACAUAUUGAAGACAAAUACAAUGGAAGAAUUUAUUUUGAAAAUGCUUCCAGGGAAGAUAAGUCCUUAUCCUUCAUCAAGAGCACUUUGGAGGAUGUUGGUCUUUACUUUUGCUCCAUUGUAACUUACCCAGAUGGAAUUUGGGAAAAGGUAAUAGAAAUUAUUCAGCCAGAUGCUUUUGAAGUAUCUGAGAAACAAAAUAAUCCCGUGUUUACCAAGCCAGGAGGAAAUGUUGCUUUUACUUGCCCUUAUAAAAUUGGAGAUUCAGUGCAGCAAGUGAUGUGGGAAAGGAUUAAAGCAGAUCGGGUCGAUAUCGUUGUUCUGUGCAACUCGUCAGGAAAGCGAAGCUUUGGUUCCGAUUUCAAAGAGCGUACACUGGUGGAUUGCUCUGAUCAGGCAAACUCCACGAUUGUCAUUCAAAACUUUACAGCCUCUGACUUUGCAACGUACCGCUGCGUAGCUACUGGAAGAAACAAAACCUAUGUGAUGAGUUUUACUGUGGCUGCAAGUUGGAAUCACAAAUGGUUUAUUAUCUGCAUAGCUGGAGGAAUUUCUGCUGCUGUCUUACUGUUAGUUUUCCUACUGAUUUUCUGCAUCACCACUGCUUAUCGCAAAAAAAAGAAGAGGAAGAGGAUCACAGAGGCCUUAUCAAAAGCUUUGUACUCUACUCAGACCUGGCCUGCUAACAGUUAUGGAAGAUCCAAUUUUCAUGGCACAUGGAACACAGAAAGAAGAGGAGAAGAAUCAUCACUCAGGCAGACAGAGGCAAUUUAUGUCAACUGCAGAAGUCUCACACAAACCUAAGAAAAGACUGAGUAAAAUGCAUUAAGAGUUAUGAGAAGAGGAUGAGCACCCGGAUAACCACGGGACAAACACAUCAUGAGUUUGCCAACACUUCCUUUAAAAUAAGAGAGCCUCAGGA
Molecule: messenger RNA, 1350 nt
Organism: Harpia harpyja (harpy eagle)
Lineage: Eukaryota; Metazoa; Chordata; Aves; Accipitriformes; Accipitridae
Gene: CD226
Product: CD226 molecule
Exons: 7
Coding region: 177-1232 (351 amino acids)
Biological process (GO): positive regulation of type II interferon production; positive regulation of mast cell activation; positive regulation of Fc receptor mediated stimulatory signaling pathway
Cellular component (GO): external side of plasma membrane
Source: RefSeq, a predicted model, not a curated record